Neolamprologus brichardi is the source of this 1131-nucleotide messenger RNA. The record is from RefSeq and is a predicted model, not a curated record. Lineage: Eukaryota; Metazoa; Chordata; Actinopteri; Cichliformes; Cichlidae.
AUGAGUUUUGAGUGGCCGUGGCAGUACAAUUUUCCACCGUUUUUCACACUACAGCCCAAUGUUGACACGAGACAGAAGCAGCUGGCGGCAUGGUGCUCACUGGCUCUGUCCUAUUGCCGGCAUCACAAGCUCUACACGCUGGAUGUCAUGGAGGCUCAGGAAAGCCCCAUGUUCAACAACAAGAAGAUAGAACGAAAACUGUCAAUGGAAGCAAUUCAAGUUGUUUUUGAGGAACUGAGGAAAAAAGGCAACCUCGAGUGGUUGGACAAAAACAAGUCUCGGUGUUUAGUCAUGUGGAGACGACCAGAGGAAUGGGGCAAGUUAAUAUAUCAGUGGGUUUCCAAAAACGGUAUGGUCAACUCUGUGUUUACACUUUAUGAGCUGUCCAAUGGUGAUGACACAGAAGGUGAAGGUAUGGCACCAUUUUAAAGUUUUCCACAUGGAGAAAGCACCCAUAAAACCCAGCUCGCGUUAAAGUAAACAUAACAUAACACAGUGGCGAGAAAGGCUUUUAUUAAUGCUGACUGUGCAAUAGGUUUCCAGUCCUAGUUUGUUUUAACUGUUUGAUUUGUAUUGUUUACUCUGUUUCCUGUUUCUGCAUGAUUUCACCUAGCUGUAGUCCCAAAUUGCUGCUUUCAUCUCUAUUUUUGCACCUAAAGCACUGUUUAAUGUUAAUAAAUGCGAUGAUAAUGAAAUGUGCUGCACACAUUGACCCAAAACAUUAUGAAGAUAUCAGCUUAAUAUACUGCUUAUCCUUUAAGUGCUUAAAAACAUCUGUGACCUGCCAAGGCAUGGACUUGAAAGAGGCCCUGUGGUAACUAAACCUUUUGCCCGUGACUUGGAGCCAAAAGGUCUUGCUGUGUCAGAGAUUCCUGUACCUUAAUAAUUUGGCUCUUGUCAGAGUGGCUCGGAUACCUGCCCAUUUCUUACUUGUUUUCUUGCAUAGCACACCCUAACCCUACAGGGAACCUAUUAUACUUACUUCCAGCUACAUAUGUUUAAUCUUGGCCUCCACUAGACCAGAUUUGCAUGAUUCACAGCUUGAAAAUAAUCCUUAUUUACCAAAUACCGAACCUUGAUGGGGCCUUCAGUUCAUGGACUGACUGAAGUAUCAAGUAUCAUACAUAGCCA